CAGUAUAUGCGCUUCAGUACACAUUCAGAAGCGAUAUGCGGCAGUAGCCUGACUAGAGUGUAACUAGUUGUGUUUUGAACGCCAGUUGAUUGAGAUCUUUGAAAUGACAGUGACAGUGAAGCUACUGACCACAAUCAUAUUCUGCCUCGUGGUUGAUGCGAAAGUUCAAAAUCACACAUGUGUUCCGUCCAGCUUCCGCGGUGUCUGCGUUUUGGAGUACAUCUUUUAUCACCCAAGCAACACUACUAGCCAUAUCUUUCCCACUGGAUAUCCGCUAAUCCGCGUUCAUAACAAUUGGUGGAUGCGCGGAGCGCGUUCCGUCAUAUCACAUUUCGAUGCAAAAUUGUACAACCAACUCGGACAACCAGCGGCUGUGGAAAUGAUAAGCGUAUACAUGAAUUCGUUAGAAAUACCCCAUUCGCUACAGCAGGCCAAUUUUGCUGAAAACGCCAUUGACCGAUUCACGAUCGAGGCAGGCACUGGAGAACCUUCUCUGAGCUCGCUAGAUCUGUCCAGCAACCACAUUUCCGACCUCGCAAAUAUUAGCAGUCUUACAAAUUUAGAAUUUCUCUACCUAGCAGCCAAUCAAAUCACAACGAUUGAUAAGCGCAUUUUAGAACCACUGAUCAAGCUCAAGUAUCUCAAUCUAAACAAUAACAAACUAGUGCAACUUUCACUGGGCGCAAUUCCACAGAGUUUAAUCUUCCUGUGGUUGUAUUACAAUGAGAUAAGCGUUAUAAGCUAUGACAGCCCAACAACGUUACAUUUCCUGGAAGUGUUCAACAUUGAAGGAAACGAACUGAAGACGCUCGAUGGUUCCGCAUUGAUCCAGGCUAUGCCACGGUUACGGAUUGUCAGUUUCGGUGACAACAAAUUGGAUCGCAACAGUGUUUCAGAGGCGAUCGACAUCCUCAAACGGUACAAUGUUAGCUUCUCUCCCGUUAACGAAGGCGAUAGCGUUAACUGCGAUAACCACAUCGAGCGCGUUUGCUUGAAUGAACAACUGAUGGAGAACAGUUGGCUCAAGGCGGCCCUUCUCAGUCUGCUAACGGUUGCCACUGGCAGUGCGUUCGUUUGGAUCGUGUGGCGAGUAUUCCUCGCAAUGAACAAGUAACCUGAAUUACACUGGUGAAGAACUAUUUCUAAGUUGUUCUUAUAAUACUUUCA
This is a messenger RNA of Wyeomyia smithii (pitcher-plant mosquito), 1167 nucleotides long. Its product is annotated as internalin A-like. The transcript is spliced from 2 exons. Bases 104 to 1114 code for a protein of 336 amino acids. The record is from RefSeq and is a predicted model, not a curated record. Gene Ontology annotation, molecular function: protein binding. NCBI's taxonomy places the organism in Eukaryota, Metazoa, Arthropoda, Insecta, Diptera, Culicidae.